Molecule: messenger RNA, 1255 nt
Organism: Vitis riparia (riverbank grape)
Lineage: Eukaryota; Viridiplantae; Streptophyta; Magnoliopsida; Vitales; Vitaceae
Product: protein FAR-RED-ELONGATED HYPOCOTYL 1-LIKE
Exons: 3
Coding region: 342-1109 (255 amino acids)
Biological process (GO): response to red or far red light
Source: RefSeq, a predicted model, not a curated record
AAAAUGUCCUCAAAUAAUGGAGAUCGCUCGCACACGCUCCUCAAUGGCGCUUGGACUUGUACGCUCCAAAGCAAACCAAAAACACAGAGAAGAGUAAAAGGUGAGCCUCUGUGUAGGAGUUUGUGUGAUGGGUAGAUUCUCGGAUAGCAUCAAAGAGGUGAAAUUGAUUCUGGAAUAAUCAGUCUUUAGGCGUCGGUUCGGUGACCUAUACCUUGUAUUUAUCUUUCAUCCUCAUCCGUUUGGGUUUGGGCUUGUUCGAGUACGGAGUGAAGAAAGUGGACUUGUUUGGAGCUCCGUUUCACAGAAACUGCAGCAAUUUUCCUGGCUUCUCUUCUGUCGAGAUGGAUGAAAUUAACAAGAACCCAUCUGAGCUUCACAGCUCCCAUGUCUGCAAAGAACUGAAUACCAACAUUAUGGACUUGAACAAGAAAAGAAAAUUACAGGCUGAGCUAUUGGAUUUGCCUUUACCAAAGCAUAUAUGUUGUGGACGAAGCUUUAGUUCUCAAAUUGUCUACCCACUUGAUGAAGACACAGAAAUAGAGGACUUGCAUGCACAAAUAGUUAAGGAAGAAACAAAUGGAGAGACCAUAGAUGAUGGAUCAGAACCCGACUCAGCAAAAGAUAGCAAUAGCCUUGCUGGAUAUUCGGAUUCUGUCAUUUCUGUAUAUGGUGAAGCUAAAUUUGAACCAGAGUGUGAAAAAACAUGCCCAUACAAUUACCCUUACAGCUCAUCUGUUAACUGGGGGGGCAACAGUUCCAGGGAUGACCUUUAUUCUUUGAAAAGCACAAGGAUGACACCAGAUGUUAGCAAAGACAAGAUGACAUUUUUCUCAGGAGAACAUGAUCCAUUAGUAUCUCAGAAUCUUGAGGAGCAGCUUCUGGAAUUUGGGAACGAUAUAGAUUUCAUGUGCUCAGAAUAUAGAGACGGGAUGGUUGAGCACUCCAUGGAUAAGGAACUUGCAGAUAUGCCCUACUCCAGUGGGAUGAAACCAAAUAAUUAUGUUCUUUCAUCUGGAAGGUGGAGUGUAAACCAAGAUGCUCAAAUUGGGACCAGGAAGCCAACCAUUGAUCAAGAAUUUGAGCAGUAUUUUUCCAUGCUUAUGCUGUAAUAGAAAUCUCUUAAAUUUGAAUAGUUAAAAAUGUAUAUUUCACAUACAUGUGUUGUAUGUACUAUUUCGUGACUCAUGUAAAAUGUUAACACAGCUUCCUUCUAUUUUGUUCCAAAUAAUCUUGUGCAAAAGAGACUUAUCUGUAA